AUGGCGGAUCCUCUGCUGACGUCGCUGUGCUCCAUCUGCCACGUCUCUACCCCCAAGUACAAAUGCCCGCGAUGCAGGAUCCAGACGUGCUCGCUCCCCUGCAUCAAGAAGCACAAGGCGUGGUCUGAAUGCAGCGGCCAGCGCGAUCCGACAAGCUACGUCCCGCGCUCCAAGCUCCGCACCGCGGCCGGCAUCGACCACGACUACAACUUCCUCCGCGGCAUCGAGGUGUCGCUGGAGCGGUCCGAGAAGCUGCUCGUCCAGGACAAGGGGCUGGUGCAGCAGGAGGAGCUGCGGCCGCUGACGAUGCAGCAGGUGCGGUGGAAGACGGGCCGGGACGGCAGGAAGAGGAGGGUGCUGGUGACGCAGGUCCUGCGCGAGCCCAGGGGCCGGGCGGCCGACAAGGGCCUGGCGCAGAAGCUGCGGAGGCUGAACGUGCAGGUGGUGCGCGCGCCGCUGGGCAUGUCGAGGCAGCGCGAGAACCGGACGACCUUGAACAAGCGCACGGGCAGGGUCAACUGGGCGGUCGAGUGGCGGCCGGCCCUCGGGGGGCGCGAGGUGACGCGGUCCUUGUCCAAGGUCAUGGACGACGUGCCCCUGUGCGAGGCGUACGCGGCGGCGGCGGCGGCGGCGGGGGACGCGGCCGGCAAGCAGACGGGCCAGCCGAGGAGGCAGGCGAGGAGCGCGGCGCGAGCGGGCGAGGCGCAGCACCCGGCGGGCUCGAGGUGGCACUUCGGGGUGGACUGCCUGCAGGAUCCCGGGGACGGCAGAUGGGCGCCCUGCGCGGCGGCGGCGAGCCUGGACGAGUGGCCGGCGCAGAGGGAGAGGCGGCAGCGCGAGCGGUUCCGGUUCUUCCUGGCGGGCGCGCAGACGAGGCCGGACGGGCGGGCGCAGGUUACGGCCCUCGAGCCGGACCAGUGCCUCCGCGACGUGCUGGCCGACACGCGCGUCCUGGAGUUUCCCACCAUCUACGUGCUCGGCGCGGGGGACGUCCUCCCGGCGGGGGUGGUUCUCGGGCCCAAGGACGCGGCGGCGUCGGCACGGGGGACCAAGCGCCCGCCGCAUCACGCCGACGCCCAGGGGAUCCGGAGCAAGCGCAGACGGCAGCACGGAGGGGGCCACGACAGCGGGCACGAGGACGGCGCGGACGAAGAGGGGGGGUUGGAAGCGGGGGAGAUUCUCGCCGAGCAGAGCCUGGGGGAAGACGACGAUGAGGGUGAUGAGGAUGAUGGGGAUGAUGAUGAUGAUGAUGAUGAUGAUGAUGAUGAUGGGGAGGAGGACGACGGCACGAGCAGUUCUGGGUCGGAUAGCGAGUGA
This is a messenger RNA of Ustilaginoidea virens, 1317 nucleotides long. RefSeq lists its product as uncharacterized. The transcript has a single exon. The coding region runs from base 1 to 1317 and encodes 438 amino acids. Gene Ontology annotation, cellular component: pre-snoRNP complex; nucleus. Gene Ontology annotation, biological process: maturation of LSU-rRNA from tricistronic rRNA transcript (SSU-rRNA, 5.8S rRNA, LSU-rRNA); snoRNA localization; box C/D snoRNP assembly. The record is from RefSeq and is a predicted model, not a curated record. Lineage: Eukaryota; Fungi; Ascomycota; Sordariomycetes; Hypocreales; Clavicipitaceae.